Molecule: messenger RNA, 2680 nt
Organism: Trifolium pratense (red clover)
Lineage: Eukaryota; Viridiplantae; Streptophyta; Magnoliopsida; Fabales; Fabaceae
Product: protein trichome birefringence-like 14
Exons: 6
Coding region: 293-2038 (581 amino acids)
Biological process (GO): xyloglucan metabolic process; xylan biosynthetic process; plant-type secondary cell wall biogenesis
Cellular component (GO): Golgi apparatus
Molecular function (GO): acetyltransferase activity
Source: RefSeq, a predicted model, not a curated record
AUGACGGUAUAACGCAACAGAAAAGGGAACCCAAGUCCAUCUCACGGAAGGAGUCAUAUCAAUUAAUCAAUUAAUUAUAAUAAUCACUUUUUAAACCAUCAAAAUUAAUCAGUAUUUUGAGUUUUGCAUCGUGAAGCGUUAGCCGCGAUCCUCGUUGUAUAUAUACCAACAUUCCCCAAUUUGUUUAAUCUUCUCUACAUUGUUCAUCAUUUGGCAUCUAAAUUUAUUCAAGAUUCAACAAACUUUCAAAUUGAAGUUUUCUUAAUCAUUAAACUUUUUCAUCCCAAACAGGAUGAAGGUAGGGUUUAAUGGAUUAAAGGGUAAAGAAAUUUCUCUUAUUUCCAUUGUUCUCAUGUGUGCAACUAUUAUUUUAUGGUCAUGGGAGAAAACACCCGGUCUUACUACCUAUAUUCCUCCCCAAACACCGCUGCAGUUUUCUUCAGAUAGCAGUUCUUCAGGGAAUGAACCAGAUACACUCAUACAUGUGGCAGAACACGACUCAUUGACGCCAAAUAAAAAGACCACUGAUGAGCUAGAAGAACAAGAUCUUGAUUUAGCAUCUCAGACAAUUUCUGCAGAUAGCAGUUCUUCGGUGAAUGCACCAGAUACACACAUACAUGUGGCGGAGCACGACUCAUUGAUGUCAAACAAAAAGACCACCGAUGAGCUAGAAAAACAAGAUCUUGAUUUAGCAUCUCAGACGAUUUCUGCACAUAGCUCUUCUGAAAAAAGUAUGGGUGAAAGUAAUACCAGAACUACUUCACAUACAGAACAAACCCUAUCACGUGUGUCCGGUGAAGAAACUAAACACGAAAGAGAUUUGGAAGAUGGGAAAAGCCAUGGUGUACAAACUCCUUUCAGCCUAACAACAUCUGAGGUUAAAAGUAAUGAAGAUAAGGUUGAGAAAAAUUCCAAACAAGAAGAACCUAAAAUAGAUCUUGUCAUCAACAUUCCACAAAAAACCUCUUUACCUGUCAGAAAAGAAAGUUGGAAUAAUGAUACAGAAAACAAAGACUGUAACUAUGCAAAAGGAAAAUGGGUUCCAGACAACAAACGGCCUUUGUAUUCAGGUUUUCGUUGCAAACAGUGGCUCUCUUCAAUGUGGGCUUGCCGCAUGAUGCAACGUACUGAUUUCACAUACGAGAAUCUUAGAUGGCAACCAAAAGAUUGUCAAAUGGAGGAGUUUGAAGGUUCUAAAUUCUUGAGAAGGAUGCAAAAUAAAACUCUAGCUUUUGUGGGAGACUCAUUAGGCCGGCAGCAGUUCCAGUCUUUAAUGUGCAUGGUAACUGGCGGUAAGGAGACAAAUGAUGUUGAAGAUGUGGGUAAGGAAUAUGGAUUGGUUGUAGCUGAUGGGUCUGCCCGUCCUAAUGGGUGGGCAUACCGUUUUUCAAGCACUAAGACUACCAUUUUGUAUUACUGGUCGGCAAGCUUAUGUGAUGUUGAACCUAUUGAUGUAAAAAACCCAAACACGGAUUAUGCAAUGCACCUUGAUCGGCCCCCAGCAUUCCUGCGUCAGUUUAUACACAAAUUUGAUGUCUUGGUUCUCAACACUGGUCAUCACUGGAAUCGAGGAAAGCUCAAUGGCAAUCGAUGGGUAAUGCAUGUUGGUGGUGUGCCAAAUACUGAUAGGAAGUUAGCCGUGAUUUGGGCUGCCAAGAAUCUUACAAUUCGCAGCGUUGUUAGUUGGGUGGAUACACAGCUUCCAAAAUAUCCAGGUUUGAAGGCAUUCUUUCGUACCCUUUCUCCUAGGCAUUUUUUUGGUGGGGAAUGGAACACAGGAGGCAGCUGUGACAACACUAAACCAAUGUCAGUGGGAAAAGAAUUACUUGAAGAGGAGUCCAGUGAUCAAGUUACUGCAAGUGCAGUGAAGGGAACAAGGGUCAAGCUCUUGGACAUAACAGGUCCUUCUCAGCUUAGGGAUGAAGGUCAUAUAUCGCGGUACAGCUUAACAGCAAAGCCUGGUGUGCAGGAUUGCUUACACUGGUGUUUGCCAGGUGUUCCUGAUACAUGGAAUGAAAUGCUCUUUGCUCAAAUCUAGUUUGCACAUCAUGGUUUUAGGAGAGUAUUUGGUUGGCCUUGAAAGGGUGAAAGCCGUUCCUUGGCUAGGAAAAGAUCACUCACUUUUAAAACCUUAGUUUUGGGGAGGAUGCAGUCAUGGGGUUAAGCUAUACUAUGUCCUGAGUCUAAACUAUCAUGCUGGUUUGGUGAGACAUCGGAAGAUAUAGCAUGCACAGACUAGUUAUAUCGCCCUGCCUUAAAAAUUCCACGCUAGGCAAAAUUUUGAGGUGUUUAAUAUAAAACUUAUUUGAUGUGUAAAUUAGUUACUUUCUGUAUAUGGUCAUUUGUGUGUCCUCAGCAGAGAAGUAAGGUUCAUAGUCAAUGCUGGAGUAGACGAGCGUGGAAGAUUGUUACUGAAGUGAGUUCUUAGCCUUGUUGAGGUUUAAAUCAAUAGGACAAGAUCCCAGUGCUCUCUCUCCUUUUAAAUAUAUUUUCUCUUACGGGGAAGGGGGAUUGGAAAUGAAUAGUGUUCAUAGUCUCAGAUUUUUUUGGGUACAAUGCUCUUUCUUAGUCCCAUAUUUUAUUAUACGUUGUAGAAAAGCCAAAGCAUACCCUGGAUGCAUACAUGUUAUGUUCAAUAUUAUUAUCUUAUACUGUUCAUCAUCGAUAAUAUUAUUAGUGA